UCUAAAAAGCCCGAGUCACUUAACUUCUAGGGUGGGAAACUCCGAGGGAAAUGGCAGAUGCCGGGAGGAGGGAGCACGUGUUGGGACUUCUCGCAUGGGGUCGGGGCCCCUGGGUCAAACCUGCAGCGGUCCUGCUUUGCGGGUCUUUGUGCAGGUCAGGCUGGUGUUGCCGACGCCGACCGUAGCUCCUCUGCUCUGGGUCAUUUUCUGGUAAAAGCUAAGUUUCCAAGGAAGAGUCACGAGGACCGGUUUUUCCUCACUCUCCCUCUCCUCCCACCUUCUACGUUUGGCAUUUUUCCAAGUUAGAAAGCAGAUUUUCACUAGGGAAGAGACUUCGUAUAGUAUAUAUAGUAUGUGCUAUGAUAAUAGCUACUGUGCUAAGCCCAGUAUGUGUAUUAUAACACUGAAUCCGCACAGCAGUCUGAAGAGGAGCCAUUUGGAUGUUAAGUAGUGUUUCCUGCCCUCUGUCAGAAAUGAGGGAGGUUAUUGCACUUGCAGAUGAGAGAUAAUGAGAAACAAAGAGGAUAAUGGAAUGCCGGCAGAUGGGUAUGAAGGGCGGAUUUCAAGAGUUUUACUACCAUUGGAUGUUACUGUUGAUAUGGAGAAGAUUGAGGAACAAUUUUCUAAUCUGCAUAUUAUUAAACGUUCCUCGGAACCUAAGGAACCCACUUAUCUUCUUGACAUAGACACAUCGAAGACUAUAGAAGGAGAAAAAGGGAGCUUGGUUGCUGUUUUAUGUUCUAAUGGAUCAAUAAGGAUAUAUGAUAAAGAAACAUUAAACAUAUUACGAGAAUUUAAUGGAUAUCCUGGACUUCUUAAUGGAGUCAAAUUUGCCAAUUCAUGUGACAGUGUAUAUUCAGCAAGUACUGAGGGCACUGUAAAAUGUUGGGACGCUCGAUUAGCCAGUGAAAAACCUGUUCAACUGUUCAAGGGUUACACUUCCAACGUCUUCAUCAGUUUUGAUAUCAGUUGUAACGAUCAUGUCAUUUGUGCUGGUACAGAAAAAAUGGAUGAUGAUGCAUUGUUGGUAUUUUGGGAUGCAAGAGUUAAUUCUCAGGAUUCGUCUAGUACUAGAGACCCACUUGGUGCAUAUUCAGAGACACACAGUGAUGAUAUCACUCAAGUACGUUUCCAUCCCAGCAAUCCCAACAUGGUCGUCUCCGGUUCAACUGAUGGCUUGGUAAAUGUAUUUGAUAUUAAUGUUGAUAAUGAAGAAGAUGCACUAGUUACAACCUGUAACUCAGUGUCAUCAGUAAGCUAUAUUGGUUGGUGUGGGAAGGAUUAUAAACAGAUUUACUGCAUGACACAUGAUGAAGGAUUUUCUUGGUGGGAUCUUAAUCAUUUGGACACUGAUGAACCGAUUACACGUUUGAACAUCCAGGAUGUCAGAGAAAUAAUUAACGUGAAAGAAGGUAAUUUGGACUAUUUGAUUGGUGGCCUCUAUCAUGAAAAGAUGGACAAACUGUUUGUUAUUGGAGGAACAAACACAGGAAGGAUUCACCUGAUGAACUGCACCACGUCGGGACUGACCCAUGUGACGACCCUUCAGGGAGGGCAUGCUGCCACAGUUCGUUCUUUCUAUUGGAACACACAGGAUGAUUCUCUGCUGACAGGGGGAGAAGAUGCACAGUUGUUACUUUGGAAACCUGGAGCAGUAGAGAAGACAUUUACGAAGAAAGACAGCAUGAAAAUAGCAUCCUCUGUGCACCAGCGAGUACGCAUUCACAGUAAUGAUUCUUACAGGAGAAGGAAAAAGCCGUGAUGUUACAUUGGAAGUUUACUUGACAGGUUUUAUAGUUUCGAGUAAUUGUUUCUGUCUAUACCUGUAAUAGGCAUGUUUAAACUUGUAUGUAACAACAGAUGAGUUAGCAAACAAUCCUGGACAAAUGUUGAGAAUGGUUUAAUUCAAGAGAUCUGUUUGUAUUCUUAAAUAUUUUUCGAGCCUCCAGUUGAAUAUGAAAUUCAAUGAGUUGAAAGCAAAUUUACAUGCCUCAUUUUAAAGACCCAUCUGUUGAGUUAGUAAAUGUUGGGUAUGAAGAAAUAGCUCGGAUAAGGACUUUUUAGAAGUAGAUAGCUGAUGAAUCUUAAUAAAACAGGUGGUUUGAGCUGGUUUUUUGUUGUUGUUUUGGUUGUUUGUUUUGUACCAGGGAUUGAACCUGAGGCGCUUAACCACUGAGCCACAUCCCAGCCCUUUUUUAAAUAUUUUUUUGAAAUGGUCUUGCUAAAUAGCUCAGGGCCUCAGCCUCCUGAGCUGCUGGGAUUACAGGCACCUGCCACACCUGGCUGAUUGUUUUUUAAGGUCAGUUUUUUUACAUUAUAAAUUAUCUUCAUUGUUUAUAAAACCAAAGUCAGAUUAUUUUCUUCAAUUGAGGAGAUUCUACUUGCUUAAUGUACUUAAUAUAUUACCAUGGAAUAUUUAAAUGUAAGAAUUCUAAUGAGUGUAAAUAGAAUUAAUUUUUUUUUGGCUUGCAUGAGGCCCUGGGUUCAAUCCCUAGCACAAUAAAUAAACAAACAAAUAAAUAAAUAAAUAAAAAUAAAUAAAUCACAGGCAUUUACCUGAAAAGAGAAAAAUAUAUUUAGUAAAUAUUUGUUUACUUUUAGUUAAAUAGGUACUGAUGAAAUUAUCUUGUGAAAUUUAUUUUGAGAAAAAGUAUAAAAAUAAAAAUAUCUAUAAUAAGACUUUAUUUCAAAAUAUCCUUUCAAUAAUAUUUGUGGCAAAAUUUUCUUUUACAGUGUUUCAUCCUUAAUUUUAACUUUAUUUUUUAAAUAUUUUCUUAGCUGUUGAUGGACCUUUAUUAUUUAUAUGUGGUGCGGAGCAUCAAACCCAGUGCUUUACACAUG
Molecule: messenger RNA, 2841 nt
Organism: Sciurus carolinensis (gray squirrel)
Lineage: Eukaryota; Metazoa; Chordata; Mammalia; Rodentia; Sciuridae
Gene: Wdr89
Product: WD repeat domain 89
Exons: 3
Coding region: 509-1762 (417 amino acids)
Molecular function (GO): protein binding
Source: RefSeq, a predicted model, not a curated record